AGCCUAUGUCCCAGGAUGGCCUUACUUGCUGAUCGCCUGCAGGCCACUCACUCAUGCCACCUACGCCUGCUUUACCCUCAUGGGAAACAGUACAGUAUCUAUCCGAGAGGUCUGGUAUCGGCAAGACGCCGCGUCCUGGGAGCCGGCGCACAACGUCAGCUGCACGAACGUUCGGUGUUCAUGACCCCAGAGCGGAGGUGCGGGUUCCCUCCGGGCACAGCGCGUCCCGGGCCGCCCUCCUCGCAGCCACACCCUCACGGCGCUGAGUGCCGGUCCCCGGGGACGGCGGGCGUGGGAGCUCCGGCCCCGCGCGGCUCCCUCCCGGCGCCCCGCGCCCUCCUUCCUUCCUCGCCGGGACGGACGCACUUCCGGCGGAUGAGGGCGGGCAAUCCCGGAAACGGAAGUGAGCGGCAGGGCUGGCUGACGCGACCGGGCUGGAGAGGCUGUUUGCGGCGUGAGCUAAAGAUGAAUACCAGAGGACUUGGAUCUCAGCUAAAGGACAGUAUUCCAGUUACUGAGCUAUCAGCAAGUGGACCUUUUGAAAGUCAUGAUCUUCUUCGAAAAGGUUUUUCUUGUGUGAAAAAUGAACUUUUGCCCAGUCAUCCUCUUGAAUUAUCAGAAAAAAAUUUCCAGCUCAACCAGGAUAAAAUGAAUUUUUCCACACUGAGAAACAUCCAGGGUCUAUUUGCUCCACUAAAAUUGCAAAUGGAAUUCAAGGCAGUGCAACAGGUUCAGCGUCUUCCAUUUCUUCCAAGCUCAAACCUUUCACUGGAUAUUUUGAGGGGCAAUGAUGAGACUAUUGGAUUUGAAGAUAUUCUUAAUGACCCAUCACAAAGUGAACUAAUGGGAGAACCACACUUGAUGGUGGAAUAUAAACUUGGUUUACUGUAAUGAAGUGAGCUGACCAUGGAAAUGGAGGGGCUACAUCUUGUUUAUAGUCGUCUUUUUACUAUAAUUUUAUGUAUACAACAUUAAAAGUACUGACACGUGAGAA
Myotis daubentonii (Daubenton's bat) is the source of this 994-nucleotide messenger RNA. It is a transcript of the gene POMP, whose product is annotated as proteasome maturation protein. Gene Ontology annotation, biological process: proteasome assembly. Gene Ontology annotation, cellular component: nucleus; cytoplasm. Lineage: Eukaryota; Metazoa; Chordata; Mammalia; Chiroptera; Vespertilionidae. The record is from RefSeq and is a predicted model, not a curated record.